CGCACAUAAGCGUGUAAAAACACACACACACACACACACACAUAAAAUUUCUCAAUAUCAUGUCUUCAUCAAACAACAACCACAUCAACUCAACAAGCAAGCGUCCAAUAUUCUCCUUGAGAUCAACGGUCGAUAUUGAUCCAGAAGCAAAUGACGACGAUCAACGGUCGAGAUCGACGGCCGAUACGGACCAAUAUUCGGAGAGCAGGCUCUUGCCGAUAGCGAACGUGGGCAGAAUAAUGAAGCAGACUCUUCCGAACAACGCAAAGAUCUCCAAAGAAGCCAAAGAGACUAUGCAAGAAUGCGCGUCUGAGUUUAUCGGAUUCGUGACGGGCGAGGCGUCGGAAAAGUGUCGAAAGGAGAGACGGAAAACGGUCAACGGCGACGAUAUUUGCUGGGCUAUGGGUCAACUUGGAUUCGACGACUACGUGGGUCCCUUGAAGAGGUACUUGAUUAGGUUUAGAGAUUUUGAAGGGAAUAAUAAUAAUAAUAAUAAU
Messenger RNA from Erythranthe guttata (spotted monkey flower), 497 nucleotides. Its product is annotated as nuclear transcription factor Y subunit B-1. Gene Ontology annotation, biological process: regulation of transcription by RNA polymerase II. Gene Ontology annotation, cellular component: CCAAT-binding factor complex. The record is from RefSeq and is a predicted model, not a curated record. NCBI's taxonomy places the organism in Eukaryota, Viridiplantae, Streptophyta, Magnoliopsida, Lamiales, Phrymaceae. Gene Ontology annotation, molecular function: protein heterodimerization activity; RNA polymerase II cis-regulatory region sequence-specific DNA binding; DNA-binding transcription activator activity, RNA polymerase II-specific.